UCUGCUUUCUUGUAGCCUCAUAAAAGCAACAUCACCGAACAUCCCCAUCUUCUGCAUCUCAUUCAGAUAUAGGAAACGUAGCAGCUUCUUUCCUGUGAAAGGGAAAAAAAAGCUUUCUAAGAUGAUUCCAGAUCCAGAGAACUCUGCGUAUAUUUUUGAAAAAGCAUCUUAGUUGAGAUUGUACACUUGAAGUAACCUUUGGGACUUAGGCAAACAGGAUAUAACAACAUCCCUUCGAAGGGUAUAAAGAAGCCUUCAGCGCUCCACUCUGACAUUUCAUCCUCUGGAUUAUUCUUACAUACGGCAUCGUACCAAAAAAAUCUGUUACAAUGACUGAUCCAAACAGCUCUUUUAAUAUUGACGACUUCAGCGAAUUCUACAAUGAAGAGUUCAACUACUCAGAUCUCCACAACCUGACUGAUUUCGUCGUGGAUGAGAAGACGCUGCUUUGCUCCUUCACCGUCACCAUGACAGAUGCCGUCAACGUAGCAUUCUGCGUCUUCUACGUGCUCAUCUUUCUGAUGGCCAUUCCUGGGAAUCUGAUCGUAGGCUGGGUCAUCGGCUCCAACAAACACUCGCUUUCCGCCUCGGACAUCUACCUGUUCAACCUGAUGCUGGCCGACACGUUGCUAGCUCUGAUUCUGCCAUUUUCCGCGGUCUCGAUGAUCCACGGUUGGGUGUUCGGCGACAUUGCGUGCAAAUUGGUUUCCCUGGUGAAGGAAGUGAACUUCUACACCAGCAUUUUGUUCCUGGUGUGCAUCAGCGUGGAUCGCUACAUGGUUAUCGUCAGAGCUAUGGAGUCCCGGAAGGCUCAGAGGAGACUGUGCAGCGGCGUAGCCUGCGGGUUGGUGUGGUUUCUGGGCUUGGUGCUCUCCUUGCCUUCGUUCUACAACGAGGCGUUUUACGAGAGCGUUUCCAAGCAGACCGUUUGCGCAGAACGCUUUGAGACGAAUCACGCCGACGAGUGGCGACUGGCCACGCGAAUCAUGAGGCAUCUGCUCGGGUUCCUCUUCCCCCUGGUGGUCAUGUUGAUCUGCUACAGCAUCACGGUGGAGCGGCUCUUGCGUACGCGCGGCUUCCAGAAACAGAGAGCCAUGAAGGUCAUCAUAGCUGUGGUCGUGGCCUUUCUCCUGUGCUGGACCCCCUUCCACAUUUCCACGAUGGCCGACACCCUCCUGAGGGCCAAAGUGGUUCAGUUCAGCUGUUUCACACGGAUGUCAGUGGACAUCGCCAUGUUCACAACUCAAAACCUCGGCCUCCUGCACUGCUGCGUGAACCCGGUGCUGUACGCCUUCGUGGGAGAGAAGUUCAGAAGAAGAUUUGUGCAGAUGCUCCGCAGGAAAGGAGUUCUGGAGCGGUUCUCGGUCUCCAGAUCUAGUAGGUCUUCUUCUUUGACCUCAGAAGCCACUUCCAGCUUCCUUUGAGCUACACAAUGGACUUCAAUAUAUGGGAACUGCUAUUUAGUGCACCUUUCCUUGCCCCCCUGAAAAAGCCCACGCUUUGUUGUAGAGGCUAAUUGCCAUGAUGCUUUGGCUCCCUCUAUUGGUCAGAAAGAGCUAAAUUCAUGAUUGGGUGAGAAGUAAACGAGUGCUGCGGUGAUGACUUAUUUAUAUACCUGUUUUUGAAUUAUUGCAGAAAAUAAGCUCCGCGGCCUUUAAAAGUUCACGAUUCUGACACGUUUUGUUCAUCAGGAGAAUUUUAACAAAUGAACAACUAGGCUUGUUUGAAGGGGUUUUUACUGAUGCUUUUGAUGUUGUAGAAUAUGUGCAUUAAUGCGCCCCUAUUAUGGAUUUUUUGAAAAUGAGCUUUCAUGCAGUGUGCACAGCUCUAAGGCAAUGAAAACAUAAAGCAAAGUUUUACACAUGAAAGUGCAUCGUGUAUACCGUACGAAAUAGAAAUGAGACCAAUCGGACCAAUCACAGCAGACUAGAGUAGGAGGAAUCGUUUGAAAGCCGUUGAGCAAGUAAGGUAAAAAUAAAUGCAUGUUAUAAGACAAUCAAAGUGUUUUUGAUCUUGCAUGCGUGUCAAUCUGUCGUUGAGGACUCCCAAAACCAAAAUAUGAACCUUUCAUCCAUAUUAGGAGAGAGACCUAAUUUAAUUAAAAAAAAAACAUUUAUUCAGAACAAUGGAGCGGCCAGUGCUAACUCAUUUUCCGUUUCUGGCCUACAAAAACACAAUGUAUGCAGUACUCUAUUGCUUGGUUGAGCUUCUAGACGUUUAAAGAAUCCCUUUCAGCAUCGCUCAUACGGUGGGUUAGUGAUUUAGAAAAAAAACCUUACCCUAAAAGUAAUAUAGUGAAAUUUCCAUGAAAUAUUAUGGGCAAAGAGGUCCAUUGUCUGUGUAGCGUUGUAUGACGCAAAACUCAUACUGGAUUUAAGCCACCUUCAAACCAAACAGCUUUCUGUUUUUUCGGUUCUUGUGGACCCAUUUAGAAAACCGUGUGUGGAAAUCUUUCGCCGUCCAUCGUCCAUGUUUCCCAUGGAUUCCGAAAAUUUUCAGACAACGGUAAAUGUAACUUCACUGGCAUGUGACAUCUGCAUUAUGGACAUGAAUGGAAGAUUUUUCAGAGUGACCCAAUUGCCAUUUUUACCCAGCCGAUGGUGACGCAAAUGUGAAAAUCCGUAGAGUUCGUCUGAGAUGCCGUGAUAUCAGAAAAACUUUGGUUUGCUGUUAAGCAAACACAUGCUAUUACAAAAUGCUAAGCUGCUGGUUUGGGGAGAAGCGUGUGGUUGAAGUUAGCAAAUUAGCUAAAAUCGCUUACAGCACAACACAAAAGCUUUUAAUAGCCUUUUUUGUCAAGGCAGCUGGUCUGUAUGUGGUCAGUAAGUAAAAAGAUUUAAUUUAAAGACAUUAUGUGUAUGUUUUAAAUAUGCUCUAUGAUGUAGAGCAAACGAAGUAAAUAUUUUUCCCAAUGCUUUAUCCUUUUUUUCCUUUAUAAAUAGUACUUUAGAAAGCCCAUCAAUGCUACGCCUCAUUUCAGGGUGUUGUGGAGAGGAAUAUUAGAUUUUUGUACUCAUGAAGUGUUUGCGGUGUAAUGGUUUGUUAGCCUUAAACAGAUGCAACGACAGAAAAACCUCUCCAAGAUUUAUAAUGCAUGUACUGUUUGAUUAUCAUGCUCAUUUGUAAGUUAAAAAAUAAAAAUGUUAUGGACACUGUAUGUCUCUUUAUUAUACAGUCAGCCAAGCAAAAGUUUUAUGUGACAUACGUUUCUACGUUAAAGUUGAGUUUUUGAUUCAUAAACACAUUUUUUCAUUUA
Molecule: messenger RNA, 3256 nt
Organism: Puntigrus tetrazona (Sumatra barb)
Lineage: Eukaryota; Metazoa; Chordata; Actinopteri; Cypriniformes; Cyprinidae
Gene: cxcr1
Product: C-X-C chemokine receptor type 1
Exons: 2
Coding region: 330-1424 (364 amino acids)
Biological process (GO): G protein-coupled receptor signaling pathway; immune response; neutrophil chemotaxis
Cellular component (GO): membrane
Molecular function (GO): C-X-C chemokine receptor activity
Source: RefSeq, a predicted model, not a curated record